Molecule: messenger RNA, 1215 nt
Organism: Closterium sp. Yama58-4
Lineage: Eukaryota; Viridiplantae; Streptophyta; Zygnematophyceae; Desmidiales; Closteriaceae
Source: the annotation of a GenBank genome assembly
AUGAGGGGACCGUCCGCGGUGGCGCUCAACCACCGCGCCACGCAACACCGCCGACUCCGCGCGCUCCACCUCUUUUGGAGGCGACGAACCAGCGCCGCGUUGAGCCUCAAAGCGGCGGCGAAUCUCUUCGGCAGCAGCAGAGGGACGGACCGGGACGCUUACAGCAGGACGUGGCGGCGGAGCAGGCGCGCUCUCCGCGGUACUCUCCUUUUCGGCAACGGCAGGCGGACGCUCCAUCAAGGGGACACCCCACGCUGCUCUCUUUACUUCCUCCCUCCCUAUUACGACUCCCUACCAACUAUUCUUCCAGUCGCCUCUCCUCACUCCAACGUCGCCUCACUCAACAACGUCGCCUCUCCCUCACUCCCCACCGUGGCGUCUCCCUCCCUCCCCAUCAUAGCCUCUCCCUCGGUCCCCUCCGUCGCUCUCCCUUCCUCCUCGCCGUCGCCCUCCAUCCCUUCCCGCCGUCGCCUCUGGUGGGUGCACGAGCGCGAGCGCGGGCUGCUGCGCGACCGCGCGUUUUGUGAGGCACCGUCGUUUCAGUUCUUUUUGCCGGUUGGUCCUAGUGCGCUGGCGCCUAACGCGCUGGCGCCUAACGCGCUGGCGCCUAAUGCGCUGGCGCCUAACGCGCUGGCGCCAUGCGCGCUGGCGCCAUACGCGCUGGCUCCUAACGCGCUGGCGCCAUGCGCGCUGGCGCCAUGGGCGCUGGCGCCAUGCGCGCUGGCGCCAUACGCGCUGGCGCCAUGCGCGUUGGCGCCAUACGCGCUGGCGCCAUGCGCGCUGGCGCCUAACGCGCUGGCGCCAUGCGCGCUGGCGCCAUGCGCGCUGGCGCCAUGCGCGCUGGCGCCAUGCGCGCUGGCGCCAUGCGCGCUGGCGCCAUGCGCGCUGGCGCCAUGCGCGCUGGCGCCAUACGCGCUGGCGCCAUGUGUGGACUUGGUGCCAAAACUUCUCCACUACCACUUCUGCUCUCUUUCCUUUCUGCUGCAGGUGAUGCCUUCUGUGCAUGCUAAUGUGGUAUAUUUUAUUCGUGAUGCCUUGGAUUCGAGUUUUAAGCCACACGUCGCGCUGGCGCCUUGCUGCGGUGCGCUGGCGCCUUGCUGCGGUGCGCUGGCGCCUUGCUGCGGUGCGCUGGCGCCUUGCUGCGGUGCGCUGGCGCCUUGCUGCGGUGCGCUGGCGCCUUGCUGCGGUGCGCUGGCGCCUUACAUAACUCACUGA